AUGGUGGGGCUUGUGAAGUUGGACUGCGGCGUUCAGCACUACGACUGGGGGAAAGUUGCCGCGGAGAGUUUUGUGGCGAAGAUGAAGCACGAGACGGACGGAACUCGUAAGUACGCAGAGUUGUGGGUCGGAACACACAUGAAUUGUCCCUCCCGACUGUUCUCCGGGCAGCUGUUGGGGGAGUACCUCCGCGAUCCGGGUAUCGCCAACAGUUUUUUCUCGCCAGAACAUCAAAGCAACGUGGAGCUGCGCAACAAUGUGCCGUUUCUCCUCAAGGUCUUGUCGGUACAGACGGCACUUUCUAUACAAGCGCACCCUAAUAAGAAAUUGGCGGAGAAGCUUCAUCGCGAGAACCCAAGCAAAUACAAGGACAAUAACCACAAGCCGGAGCUGAUCGUGGCACUCACACCAUUUGAAGCUCUUUGUUGUUUUCGUCCUCUGCAAGAAAUUCUUUGUCUUGUUGAAUCUACGAAGCCGUUGAAGACGCUUCUCGGGAAUGUCGCCGUUGUCUCAGCAAAGGAGAGUGAAGGGGAUCUUAUUGAGGGCAUGAUGCGUGUUCUGUACAGCCUAAACCCCGAAGUCCACACGAAGGCUCUUCGAGAACAUGCGGCAGCUGUCAGUGCAAAGGGCGAGGCGGCUUCCACGGAAGAUCGUCUUUUUUUGCGUCUCAUGUCUCAAUACCCAGAUGAUAUUGGUUGCUGGAUGUUGUACUUUCUUAACUAUGUACAAAUGGAACCUGGCCAGGGUCUGUUUUUAUCAGACAGUGAGCCGCACGCAUAUCUGUACGGGGAUGGCGUGGAAAUCAUGGCAAACAGCGAUAACGUUGUGCGUGCUGGCCUGACUCCAAAGUGGAAAGACGUUCCCACGUUGCUGGAGAUGUUGCAUUAUAAUACCAAUGGCCUGGAGCGGGCAAAGUAUGAGCGUUAUCGCGCUGCCGAGGGAGAAGCAUGGGAGGUGCAACGCUAUUCUCCGCCGGGUAGGUUUACCGAAUUUUCCCUCUACCGCAUGGAACACGUUGCACAGAAGGCGAGCGAAACUUGUGUCAAUCUUCCCAACAUUGGACUGGGCUUCUGUUUGGGCGGUGAGGGCGUUGUGAAUGGGACGCACGUGGCGGAAGGCGACUGCUUUGCCGUUCCACACGGUCCGUUGAAGUGCGAGGCUAAUGGACGGUGCGUGUUGUUUGUUGCCUCCACAAAUGACGCCUUACCGGAGCAGGCUCACAUGUAG
This is a messenger RNA of Trypanosoma cruzi, 1227 nucleotides long. Its product is annotated as phosphomannose isomerase, putative. Bases 1 to 1227 code for a protein of 408 amino acids. The record is from RefSeq and is a predicted model, not a curated record. NCBI's taxonomy places the organism in Eukaryota, Euglenozoa, Kinetoplastea, Trypanosomatida, Trypanosomatidae. Gene Ontology annotation, molecular function: mannose-6-phosphate isomerase activity; zinc ion binding. Gene Ontology annotation, cellular component: cytosol. Gene Ontology annotation, biological process: GDP-mannose biosynthetic process; carbohydrate metabolic process. The transcript has a single exon.